AUGAGCACUGAGAAAGACCGUUUGGAUCUCAACCACGUCGCAAGUAUCGGGAGUCAUUUACAAACAGAAGAUCAUGAUAUUAAUUUAAAUACUGUUUUGUCAAGUCCACAAAGUAUUGGAGAAAUAGGAACCUCAUUAACUAAUGUACAAAAAGAUUAUAUUUUGAAAAGAUUACAUUUUGAUGCUUUAGAAUCUUUUCAAGACUUACCACCUGAAUGUACUUUCAUUUUUGAAAAAAUUGAACAAAUGUCAACAGAAGAGGGAAUCGAAAUUUUGAAAGAGGCUUAUGAGGAGCACAAAGAUGAUGUUAAUGUCCCAGAUCAUGAUUUAAAGUUAUGGAAAGCAUUAUUUGAUAAUAAUUCAAGAGGUGUUACUCAUUAUGAUGAAAAAUAUAAUGGAGAUAACUCAGUUGAUUCAAAAGGACAUCCUGUUCAAGUAUCAACACUUUCUGACUCAAGUGAGGAUAUCGAUUCAAAAAAUGAUCCUUCUACAGGUGAAGUUAAAAUAAUUGAUUGGAGUCUACAAGUUAGAUUAGAGGCUGUUUUACUUGCUUAUUGGUCACCUUAUCCAGAAGUUAGAGCUGUUACAUUUCCAUACGAUGAUCCAUCCAUUCCAGUUGAAACAGUAAGAGUUUAUAUUGUUGGUAUUGUUUGGACUGCUAUUGGAGCUGUGAUUAAUCAAUUUUUUACUGAAAGACAACCUAGUAUUUCACUUGCGGUAUCAGUAGUUCAAGUCUUUUCAUACCCAUCGGGCAAAUUAUUAGAAUGGAUUUUACCUAAAUGGAAAUUCAAGAUAGGUAAAUACUCAGUCAAUCUAAAUCCUGGACCUUACAAUUACAAAGAACAAGUAUUGGUUACUAUUUUCUGCUCAGUUUCUGGUGGUGCUACAUCUUAUGUCUCGUCAAACAUUCUCAUGCAAAAGUCAAAGUUGUUUUAUAAUAAUCAAUGGGUUGAUUUUGGUUAUCAAGUUUUACUUAUUUUAUCAACCAAUUUCUUAGGAAUCGGAAUAGCAGGUAUUUUAAGAAAAGUUGCUGUUUUUCCUGUCCAAGCUAUUUGGCCCGAAUUACUUCCUAGUUUGGCUUUAAACAAAGCUUUAAUGGUUCCAGAGAAGAAGGAAAACAUUAAUGGUUGGAAAAUUUCAGGUUAUAAUUUCUUUUUCAUUUGUUUUUUUGGGAUGUUUUUAUAUUUUUGGAUUCCACAGUAUUUAUUUCAAGCAUUAUCUACUUUCAAUUGGAUGACUUGGAUUGCACCAAAUAAUAUGAAUCUUUCUGUUGUUACUGGUUUUGUUGGAGGUUUAGGUUUAAAUCCAAUACCCACCUUUGAUUGGAAUAUUAUUGAUUUUAACGGAUGUUUGCAAUACCCAUUUUAUAAUCAAUCAAACAUGAUUGUUGGUAUGUUCAUUGCUUUUUUCACAAUUUUAGGAGUUUGGUAUUCAAAUUUCAAAUGGACUGGCUAUUUACCAAUUAAUAGUAAUGGGCUUUUCACUAAUACGGGUGAACCUUAUCAUGUUACUGCCGUUGUCAAUGAAAACAGUUUGUUCGAUGAUGCUAAAUAUCAGGAAAUUGGACCUCCAUUUUAUACUGCUGCUAAUUUAGUUAUUUAUGGUGCGUUUUUUGCUAUAUAUCCAUUUCAUUUUGUAUACGAAUUGUUGAUGCAUUAUAAGCAAAUGAAACAUUCAAUGUUACAAUUGUGGAAAACAAUUAAAAAUUAUAAACUUUCAACUUAUGAUGGUUUUAACGAUCCACAUAGUGUUAUGAUGAGAUCCUAUAAGGAAGUUCCUGAAUGGGUAUAUCUAAUUGUGUUGGUGAUUUCAUUAGUUUUGGCUAUCAUUUGUGUUAAAGUGUAUCCAGCUCAAACACCAGUUUGGGGUUUAUUUUUUGCUUUAGGUAUUAAUUUUGUAUUCCUCAUACCGUUGACUACAAUAAGAGCUAGAACAGGUUUUUCCUUUGGUUUAAAUGUAUUAGUUGAAUUGAUAAUUGGAUAUGCUAUCCCAGGAAAUGGUUUAGCUUUAGCUUUCAUCAAAGCUUUUGGUUAUAAUAUUGAUGGUCAAGCUCAAAAUUGGGUUGGUGAUUUAAAAUUAGGACAUUAUGCAAAGAUACCCCCUAGAUCUAUGUUUAGAUGCCAGAUUCUUUCAAUUUUCAUUGCUUCAUUUAUUCAAUUAGGUAUUUUAAAUUUUCAAAUCACAGGUAUUAAAGAUUAUUGUGAUCCACUAAAUACUCAAAAAUUCACUUGUCCUGGUACUAGAACAUUUUAUUCAGCUUCAGUCUUAUGGGGAGUCAUUGGUCCUAAAAAAGUUUUUGAUCAUUUAUAUCCACUUUUGAGAUGGUGUUUCUUGAUUGGAUUUUUAUUGGCUUUCCCAAGUGCUGCUAUAAAGAAAUUUGGACCCAAGAAAUAUUUCAAAACUUUUGAACCAACAAUUAUUAUCGGUGGAUUCUUACAAUAUGCUCCUUAUAACAUUAUAAUUUUCUUUGCUGUACAAUAUCAUGAUAAAUCAAUCAACUGGUGGGGAAAUAAUGUAAUGUAUGCUGGUAUGGACUAUGAAAUAUCUGCAAUUGGUCGUCUUAAUGCUACUUUACAGGCUCCAGAUGGUUAUUUUGGACCAAGAAAAGGACAUUUCCCGUAA
Messenger RNA from Lodderomyces pseudojiufengensis, 2622 nucleotides. RefSeq lists its product as uncharacterized. Gene Ontology annotation, biological process: transmembrane transport. The transcript is spliced from 3 exons. Gene Ontology annotation, molecular function: oligopeptide transmembrane transporter activity. The coding region runs from base 1 to 2622 and encodes 873 amino acids. NCBI's taxonomy places the organism in Eukaryota, Fungi, Ascomycota, Pichiomycetes, Serinales, Debaryomycetaceae. The record is from RefSeq and is a predicted model, not a curated record.